AUGAUAAAUCCAGCCAUAGGUUCUGGGACAGGUGUAGGGGCAAGUGUUGAGGCUGGUACAGGGGCUGCUGCUGCAACUGUUGGAACAAGUGCAGGGCCUGCUGCUGCAAUUGUUGGAACAAGUGCAAGGAUUGCUGGAGCAAACACAGAUGGAAUGAUUGGUCUAGGAGCUGGUGCAACCAAUGUUUCAAGUAGGAGAGGUCAGUUGGCUAUGAGGAGGAACAAAAUGAAUGCACCAACCACAACACAAGUCUCACAUUCUACAGGAGGAGUUCAGUGA
Molecule: messenger RNA, 279 nt
Organism: Ilex paraguariensis (yerba mate)
Lineage: Eukaryota; Viridiplantae; Streptophyta; Magnoliopsida; Aquifoliales; Aquifoliaceae
Source: the annotation of a GenBank genome assembly